ACCAAAGUUCUGGCCAAAACCGACAGCAUCAGUUCUGCCACUGCUCUCAGUGCAAAUCUAUGCAUAUACUGUAGUUGUGUGGAUUGAUUCAGAGCCGCCCAGUGCAUGCCAAAUUCCACGCGCCACUGCUGCCUGCUGCUGCUCAGGUGGAGCUGUAAUUCAAAUCUGCUCAGGUGUAUCACAGUGACAUCCCCAUGCAUCCGGUGCUAUCUUCUUCUUCGCCGUCACCACACAGCUAUAUAUCCCACGGCACCACAACCUUUUACAAAGGCAGGCUCUGCACUUGGCGUUCUUCUUCGACUCAGUUCUUGUUGAGGGAAAGCUGAUCAAGCUGGGCAUGGCUGCGGCUGAGAUGGGGCUGGGAGGGCUGUGGAGGAGGUACGCGCCGCACAACAUGAUGAUCAUGGUGCAGCUGUGCUACACCUUGAUGUACUUCGUCACCGAGGCCGCCUUCAACCGCGGCCUCAACCCCUACGUCUACGUCACCUACCGCCACCUCCUCGUCGCCGUCCUCCUCUGGCCCUUCGCCUACUACCACGAGAAGAAGUUGAGGCCCAAGAUGACAUGGAUGCUGUUCCUGGAGAUCUUCGUGCUCUCGCUUCUGGGGGUGAGCUUGACCCUGAACAUGUACUUCGCGAGCCUCAAGUACACGUCCCCGACGUUCGUCACCUCCAUGGUCAACACCGUGGCCUCCAUCACCUUCGUCAUCGCCAUCGCGCUACGGAUAGAGAUCGUGGACCUUCGGAGCGCGCGGGGCCUCGCGAAGGUGGCCGGCACGGCGGUGUCGUUCGCCGGGGUGACCACCAUGACGCUGUACAAGGGCGCGGCGAUCGCGAGCCCCUGGAAGGCGCCGGUGCACAUCCCCGGCGGCGGCGACGCCGCGCACGACGGGUGGCUCAAGGGGUCGCUCCUGGCCGUGGCCAGCUGCGUGUGCUGGUCCGUGUGGUACAUCAUGCAGGCGACGUCGGUGAAGCGGUACCCGGCGGAGCUGUCGCUGACGGCGUGGAUGGCCACGGUGGGCGGGGUCCAGUCGGUGGCCUUCACGGUGCUGCUGCAGCACGAGAAGCAGGACUGGCUCAUCGGCUUCGGCCUCAAGUUCUGGUGCAUCGUCUACUCCGGGAUCGCGUGCAGCGGGUUCACGGUGUUCGCGCAGCUGUGGUGCACGGAGAAGAAGGGGCCCGUGUUCGUCACCAUGUUCAACCCGGUGUCCACCAUCAUGGUGGCCAUCCUCGCCUACUUCAUCUUCGGCGAGAACCUAUACGUCGGGAGCAUAAUCGGAGGAGUGGUGGUCAUCCUGGGUCUCUACAUGCUGCUCUGGGGCAAGGACAAGGAUCAAGAGUACAAGGCAGGAGCGGCGAGCGGCGAGGAACAGGCCGGCUCGCCCGAUCUGGACUGCGAGAAGCAGCAGCGGCAGGAGGAGAAGAUGGUCGGCGUCUCCUCGGCGCGGGGUGGCUCGGAACAGGAGACCAGGACGACGAGAUAAGAGGAGCGUCCAGAAGAAGAAGCGUGCCUGAACCCUACCACUACCAGUACCCGUACCACAGUUGACAGUUCUGCUGUUGCUGUUCUUUUCUGUUCAAACAAAAAAACACAGUUCUGCAAUUGAUUGUGGUGAAAUUCUUUGGCGUGGAUGAUGGAUCCACCAACGGUGUGCCGGGUUCCGUGCGGCCGGGCCAUCCGAGUCUGAACUUUGGUUGCAGCAUCAGUAUGUGCGUUUGUUUUCACUCUAGAGGCCCAAAAUAUGUACUAUGACAAAACAGCAUGAGCAUUACGUUCUUCCAGUUUCAGGAGGGUGGGGGUGUUUGUUUUGGAGGUGGAUGAGGAUUUCGAUGAGGCAUAUGAAAUUGCCAAAACAACUCAUAGCAAAAUCAG
Molecule: messenger RNA, 1872 nt
Organism: Hordeum vulgare subsp. vulgare (domesticated barley)
Lineage: Eukaryota; Viridiplantae; Streptophyta; Magnoliopsida; Poales; Poaceae
Product: WAT1-related protein At1g43650-like
Exons: 5
Coding region: 338-1483 (381 amino acids)
Cellular component (GO): plasma membrane
Molecular function (GO): transmembrane transporter activity
Source: RefSeq, a predicted model, not a curated record